Molecule: messenger RNA, 533 nt
Organism: Syngnathoides biaculeatus (alligator pipefish)
Lineage: Eukaryota; Metazoa; Chordata; Actinopteri; Syngnathiformes; Syngnathidae
Gene: rpl14
Product: ribosomal protein L14
Exons: 6
Coding region: 54-491 (145 amino acids)
Biological process (GO): translation; ribosomal large subunit biogenesis
Cellular component (GO): ribosome; cytosolic large ribosomal subunit
Molecular function (GO): RNA binding; structural constituent of ribosome
Source: RefSeq, a predicted model, not a curated record
GCUUCUGCUGCUGCCGGAAGUCGUGUCGUUCUUUCUCCUCCCAGACUGCCAUCAUGGUGUUCAAGCGCUUCGUCGAGAUCGGCCGCGUUGCCUACAUCGCUUUCGGGCCCUACGCUGGCAAGCUGGUUGCCAUAGUCGACGUCAUUGACCAAAAUAGGGCUCUUGUUGAUGGUCCCUGCACAGGUGUAAAGAGGCAGGCCAUGCCCUUCAAGUGCAUGCAGCUCACGGACUACGUCAUCAAAGUACCUCACAGUGCUCGUCAGAAGUUUGUGAGGAGAGCCUGGGAGAAGGCAGGAGUCAACGACAAGUGGGCACAGAGCAGCUGGGCCAAGAAGAUCGAGGCCAGAGAGAAGAGGGCCAAAAUGUCUGACUUUGACCGCUAUAAGGUGAUGAGAGCCAAGAGGAUGAGGAACAAGAUCAUCAAGCACGAGGUCAAGAAGCUUGAGAAAGAGGCAGCGAAGAAGCGCCAGAAACAGCCAGCCAAGAAGUGAAAAGAUCUUUUUUUUUUCAAAUAAACAUUCUGAUUGGUUCUA